This is a messenger RNA of Glossina fuscipes, 734 nucleotides long. Its product is annotated as BAG family molecular chaperone regulator 2-like. The record is from RefSeq and is a predicted model, not a curated record. Gene Ontology annotation, biological process: protein stabilization. Lineage: Eukaryota; Metazoa; Arthropoda; Insecta; Diptera; Glossinidae. Bases 16 to 696 code for a protein of 226 amino acids. Gene Ontology annotation, molecular function: adenyl-nucleotide exchange factor activity; protein-folding chaperone binding. The transcript has a single exon.
GAAAAUAAUUACCCUAUGUCCACAAAUCUAACUGGUGUUUGGGAUUCCAUAUUUGGUGUCAAUAGCAAUGAUUCUGAUACAAGCAGUUCUAGUAAUGCAACCGCCGUUGCUCCCAUCUCGUAUUCAGACAGUGACAUUGGCAUGUGUGUUGAUAGGUUUGUUACCGUUCUAGACCAGUUAGAUGCCAGAGUUGAAAAGUUUCGGAAGGAUGCGUUGGGCUUGCAGGAGAAACGUGACUUCUUGCUUAUGUCCAUUGAUUUGAUAAAAAGCAACGAUUCAAUGCAAAAUCUAACCGAUUCCGAACGAGAAGAGAUCGGUUGUUACUUACAGCGGGUUAACACUCGUUUGUCAACUGUCGAACUGAAUGUACGCAUUGUACGUGAUCACUCGCAGGAGGAUUCUCUAAGCCAAAUCAAUACGUUAAUAGACUUGACGAUUACUAUGGGUGAUCCGGUGCUGUCACGGCAACGUUGUCAAGUGUACUUGAAUGCCUGCUGCAGUGCUGGCGAAGAUGUUAGCGUUGCCAACACAAGUGUUAUGGAUGAGUAUAGAGUUGAUGUUGAUGUGGAUGCAGGCCCGGUAGAUAAGAAAUUCGAAAGCGUUUUGCUGGGCUGCACUUUAGAUGAUCAAAAAAAUAUUAAGAAACGUUUGCAUGCACUAAUGGGAUAUCUUAACAAACAGAUAAUACCUCAAUAAACAUCCGAUUACAAUAAUGAUCGACUUAUAAGUACACG